UUGACCUCAGCUCAGCUCGGUAACUCGCACCCAUUUUCUUCAGUUCUUCCUCACACCGAAAGCAGCUCCGCACGGCGAAGCUACAGCCUACAGCUAAGCUCCGUCCCGGCCUUGCCAAAUACACCAUGGCGGCGACCGUGGCCUGCGCCUUCUUCUUCGACGCUGAGCCGGUCGGCGAGUCCGGUAUGCCAGCGCAGGACGCGUGCGCGCUCUGCGCCAAGUCGCUGGCCCGGAACAGCGACAUCUUCAUGUACAGAGGGGACACCCCCUUCUGCAGCGAGGAGUGCCGCCACCAGCAGAUGCGGCUCGACGCCGUCAGCGAGAGGCACGCGGCGCGGAGGCUGCAGCGCUACUCGUCGGCAACAGAGUCCCAUCGCGACCAGCGAGAGUCCAGGAAUGUGUCAAUCGCGAGCUAGUAUUGUUAGAAGCAAAGCAACAAGAUCGUGUAUUUUGAAGAACCGCCAAUUUGCGGAGGCUUCUGAUGUCUCUGCUGCUCUUGCGUGAGCGUAAGCCGGCGUUGCGCCUCGGCGUCGCCUACGGCUGUAGGGGCAAGGCACGAAGCGUAGUUCCCCGUGUAGCUUUCCCGAGAUUUGUCCAUGGCGAGCUAAUUAAGCUGCGCCGAUGGGUACUCUGGGCGUG
Molecule: messenger RNA, 639 nt
Organism: Lolium rigidum
Lineage: Eukaryota; Viridiplantae; Streptophyta; Magnoliopsida; Poales; Poaceae
Product: FCS-Like Zinc finger 2-like
Exons: 1
Coding region: 126-416 (96 amino acids)
Biological process (GO): regulation of DNA-templated transcription
Molecular function (GO): zinc ion binding
Source: RefSeq, a predicted model, not a curated record